Messenger RNA from Parnassius apollo (apollo), 3519 nucleotides. Lineage: Eukaryota; Metazoa; Arthropoda; Insecta; Lepidoptera; Papilionidae. The record is from the annotation of a GenBank genome assembly.
AUGGAAAAAAUAUGUGAUACUCCAUUUAUAGAUUUUGAUAUAUAUAAUGUUUUCGACAUUAAAUUACUUCGAGAACACAUUCGCAACAUGGAAACAGAAGCGGCAGCGAAGAUUUUGGGAAUGUACAAAGACAUUAUAACUUACCUUGUUAUUGUAUACGAAGGAUUUGAACCAUACAUAACACAAAUGGCCGAGCAAUGGAUUAAGUAUGUAAGAAGAUUUGAUCGUCUUUUAGAAGAUGCUUUACGCUUAUCUAUUAAAGCUACAAUGCAAAAUGUGUAUAAAUGCGUACAUGGGGAUGGGACUAUGGCACCUGCGCCGUUAAUAAAGAUGAACCUUUACCUCUCAGAAACCAAAAUUGUAUUCCUUCCUACAAGUUAUGAGACAAGGGAAACAUUUAGAACCAUUUUCGAAGAAAUAAUUCACAUAAGUAGUACAAUACCGAGAUUAUAUGAAAAAUUUUCUCUUCCAUCUGGUGGCUUGAAAAGGUUUUACGAGAUCAUUCAAUUUGAUGCAGAUAGUAACCAACUUCAAACAUUAAUUAAUGAUGAGAUCGAUUUAAGUUUAAGCAUGCUGCGUGAUCAUAUAAGCAUGUGGAAUCCAUAUGCUCAUAUAUGGGAAGUCAAUAAAGAGGCGUUUUUAAGAAAAUAUCAGGAGGAAAAGCAUAAAGCAGUAGAAUUUGAUAAUUUAAUAAUUGCGUAUAGCGAUUUAGCGAAUGCCGUGCAAGUACAGGAUACCAUUAAUCAGAUUCAUUUUAUAACUUUAAACUCUAGCGAAUUGAAGAAGUCUAUCAUUGGACAUUGCUUAAUGUGGCAAAUUCAACUAGGUCAACUGUUACGAAAAAUUACUGAAACUGAUAUAGAUGGGAUAUAUGCAUAUGUCGAAAAGAGUAGCGAAGAAGCUAUGACGAUGCCAACGGAUCUAAAAGAACUAGCAACAGCUAUAGCAACUUAUGAACGGCUAGUUUCUGAAAUUUCGCAAAUAGAACAAAAGUUUCCACCUAUAACCGAUCAAAUGACAACAUUAGCUAAGUUUGAAGUAGAAUUAAGUUCAGAUAUGGUAACUCGUCAUGAAAAUAUUCCUGUAAUAUGGAAUGAAUAUUUGAAUGUAUUGGAAGAUGCGAAAAAAGCUUUAGAAUUAAAUAAGGACAAAUUUAAAAAUGAAUUAUUGGAACAAGCUGAGGAAUUUAAAGAAACUGCUAAAGAAUUCUGUGAAGAAUUUUAUAAAACUGCACCUUGCACUUCGGAUAUUAGUGGCAAAGAUGCUCUGGCACAAUUGAAAGCUUUUAGAGAGCAAUUAAAUGCACUUAGAGCCCAGGAACAACAGAUAAGAGAUGGCCUCGCAGUAUUUAAUUUAACGACACCAGUGAAUCUGGACCUCCAAAAAAUGGAGAAAGAGUUGGAGAAAUUGGAAGAAGUUUGGGGCUUGGUCUUUCAAUGGGAGGAGUCAUGGGACAAAUAUAGAACACAAACUUUUUGGGAGAUGGAAACUGAAGAGAUGGAAGAAAACGUUAUGUUCUUAUUCAGAAAUUUUAAUCGCCUCUCACGUCAACUAAAAGAUAAAGGAUGGGAGAUUAUAGAAACUACUCGAGUUAAAGUUGACGCAUUUAGAAGAACACUACCCUUAAUAGGUGAUUUAAAAAACCCUUGUAUGAGAGAAAGACACUGGGACAGAAUAAAGACACUUAUGGGCGUUGAGUUUGAUCAAUCCUCAGAAGAUUUUAAGUUAGAAUUGAUUAUGCGCUUAAAUUUCCAAGCCUAUGCUGAAGAUAUAGCAGAAAUUUCUAAAGCUGCUACUAUGGAAUUAAAUAUUGAAAAUGGUCUUAAGGCAAUUCGUGAAGUGUGGAAAAAUACAACAUAUGAAAUGCAACAUCACCGUGGUGAUAUUUAUAGGAUUAAAAAUGUUGAUGAGGUGACGCAGUUUUUAGAAGACCAUCAAGUACAACUAUCUUCCAUGAAAUCAACAAAGUACGUUGAGCCUUUUAUUAAAGAAGUUGAUCAUUGGGAAAAGACGUUGGGAUAUGUUGCAGAGUGUAUAGAGAUUUCAUUACAAGUACAACGACGCUAUCUGUACCUGGAAAAUAUUUUUAGCGGUGAAGAUAUUAGAAAACAAUUGCCAAACGAAGUUGUUAUCUUUGAUGAAUUAACAGCUGGUUGGACGGAAAUAACAAAGAAUAUGUAUGGUGGAAAGAAUGCGAUAGAAGCGUGUACUUUUAAACCUGCUCCAUAUUUGUACAAUAAACUUAACGCUAUGGUGGACAAUUUAGAUGGUAUAUUACGAGCAUUAGAAAAAUACCUUGAAACUAAAAGACAAAUAUUUCCUCGUUUUUACUUCAUUUCUAACGAUGACCUCUUAGAGAUUCUUGAUUGGCUUAAUCGAGCACCUGUUGUACUGACGGAUAGUGGUAAAGGUGAGGCAUUUUGUAAAUUAUGUAUCACACCACUCCGUGCGCACAAAACGGAUUUAGAAAAGCACAUGAAAACUAAAACACAUAAAGACAAAGAAUUAAGUUUUUCUAAAAAGCAACCCAAGCUUGCAUCGUUUGGCUACUCCUCAAUUAGUAACAGUUCAUCAAAAGAAAAAAUAAUAGACAUACAAAUAUCUGCCUAUGUCGCCGCUCACAGCUCCAUACGCAGCAUUGAUCAUCUGACAGAUGUGUUAAAAAUCUGUGGGACAGGGAGUCCUCUUGAAAACAUUCAAUUACAUAGAUCAAAGUGUUCGGCCAUUAUAAAAAAUGUUCCAGAACCAGCCAUGCUCAAAGCACUUUUAGAAGAAGUUGGUAACCAGAGCUACUCUAUUAUACUGGAUGAAUCCACUGACGUAACAACAGAAAAGUACAUGGCAUAUUGCAUCCGAUACUAUAAUUCAAAACUAGAAAAAAUAGUUGUUGAUUUUUUAGGCUUUCAAGAAGUAUUUGAAGCAACAGCUAGCGGCCUAUAUACAUCAUUUAAGAGUUUUAUGUCUAAAAUGGGUUUGAAUCUUCAAAAUCUAAUUGCAAUAGGAACUGAUGGAGCAAGUGAUCCCAAUAUUGACCGAGAAGCUGUUAUGAACCAAUGGCGCGUAUUAAACACUAUGCGCAUUGAGGAGAUAAUCGGAACAGCUGCUUCUCCUAAUGACAUUGUAAAUUUUUGGAUUCAAGUGCUAAAAAUGAAAAAUGCUGGUGGAAGCCUGAUGUUUAAAGAACUAGCAGUGUUUUCGAUACGAUGCCUUUCAUUACCUUUGAGUAAUGCCGUCGUUGAAAGAAUUUUCAGCGUAAUGGGGACAAUCAAAACAAAAUUAAGGAAUCGCAUGCAACUACCCAUGCUGAUCGCAAUUCUUAUGAUUCCUACCCAUAUGAAUGUAAGAGGUUUGUGUUGUAACAACUUUCAACCAAACAAUCACAUGGUGAGUUUGCACGCUGGCAGAAAAAUGUAUGUCUCCGGUGGAUCUUGCGCUAGUACUAGCACAUCAACUACUACUGAAGACGGCGAAAGCCUUGGUUAUGCCUUAUUAUUGCUAGCAGAGGACGAAUCAGAAUAA